AUGGCUUCGUCUUACCUCUCCUGGUUACGCAUACCCGUCUUCGCGACAUCAGGCCUCGCAGCUCUCGGAAGCAGCCUCCUCUACUUCAAGCAGAAUGACAUUAUCUACCCCGCAAAUCUACCUGCUGGUUCCAGGACGACUGUGGACCCUCCUGAAAAGUACGGUAUUCAGGACGCCGAAUCCGUAAAGUUUCCCACGCCGGACGGCGAGACCCUCCAUGCCUACCUCUUGCGACCUUCCGAUCCUUCAUUGAGAAAGAAUGUCACUCUGGUGACCUUUCACGGCAAUGCUGGCAACGUCGGCCACCGCCUUCCCAUAGGGAAAGUCCUCUCCCAGAGUUUGGGCUGUCAUGUCUUCAUGGUGGAAUAUCGGGGUUACGGGUUGUCGACUGGCUCGCCGAGCGAAGAUGGACUCUCCGUCGAUGGGCAGACGGCGCUCGACUUUGUGCGCAAUCAUAAAGAGCUGAGGAACACCAACAUUGUCUUAUACGGCCAGAGCCUGGGUGGCGCGCUGGCGAUCAAGCUGUUGCAGACAAAUUAUCAAGUCGGCGACAUCUCCGGGGUCAUCUUGGAGAAUACCUUCUUAUCCAUUCGCAAGUUGAUCCCAUCGAUCAUGCCAGCGGCGAAAUACCUUUCGUAUCUUUGUCACCAGCGGUGGGAUUCGGAACAGAGUUUAGCCAAGGUGGAAGAUGCAGAAAUUCCCGUUCUCUUUCUUUCCGGUCUGCGGGAUGAGAUAGUACCACCAUCCAUGAUGAAGACCCUCUUCGAUCAAUGUCCCACGGCGAAGGUCUGGAAAGAAUUCCCCCAUGGCGACCACAAUUCAACCGUGGCAGAGCCAGGCUACUUUGAGGCGAUCUGGGGAUUUCUGGUCCGAGACGUGCUGAGAGGUGCACGUGGGGAGAAGCUCAAGAGAGCCGAUGUUGAUGUCGACAAGGACCAGUUACGGAGCGAACCUGUCGACGAAUGA
Molecule: messenger RNA, 966 nt
Organism: Fonsecaea multimorphosa CBS 102226
Lineage: Eukaryota; Fungi; Ascomycota; Eurotiomycetes; Chaetothyriales; Herpotrichiellaceae
Exons: 1
Coding region: 1-966 (321 amino acids)
Cellular component (GO): membrane
Molecular function (GO): palmitoyl-(protein) hydrolase activity
Source: RefSeq, a predicted model, not a curated record